Gaeumannomyces tritici R3-111a-1 is the source of this 2321-nucleotide messenger RNA. RefSeq names its product dihydroxy-acid dehydratase. The record is from RefSeq and is a predicted model, not a curated record. The transcript is spliced from 2 exons. Gene Ontology annotation, molecular function: hydro-lyase activity. Lineage: Eukaryota; Fungi; Ascomycota; Sordariomycetes; Magnaporthales; Magnaporthaceae. The coding region runs from base 154 to 2064 and encodes 636 amino acids.
CAAACGCUUGAACGUCUGUGUAGACACAUAACCUGCGAUUUGAUUCAUCCGCUUCACACCUGAUAAAGCUCCUUUUUUAGAGAGUCUGUGAUUUACAGUUAAUGUAGCUGGGACUGUUUUUAUCGGGCCCUGGAUUAGUAAACGCCGAACGCCAUGCCCAACACAGCAGACACCAAGCCCUCAGCAGUGCUGGCCGAGGCAAACGACCCCGACCCUGACCCCCUGGCCGACUACGACCUCUCGCGGCCCAUCACGGCUAACCGGGGCCUGCGGCAGGGCCUCCCGGGCUACGGCGACCCACACUUUGCGCUGUUCCUGCGCAAGGCCUUCAUCAAGGCGCUCGGCUACAGCGACGACGCGCUCUCGCGGCCCAUCGUUGGCAUCAUCAACACCUACUCGGCCCUGAACCCGUGCCACGCCAACGUGCCGCAGCUGAUCGAGGCCGCCAAGCGCGGGGUGCACCUGGCGGGCGGGCUGGCCGUCGAGUUCCCCACCAUCAGCGUGCACGAGAGCUUCGCGUCGCCCACCAGCAUGUUCCUGCGCAACCUCAUGGCCAUGGACACGGAGGAGAUGAUCCGGUGCCAGCCCGUCGACGCCGUCGUCGCCGUCGGCGGCUGCGACAAGACGGUGCCCGCCCAGAUCAUGGGCGCGCUCUCGGCCAACAAGCCCGUCGUGCCGCUGGUCACGGGGCCCAUGAUGCCGGGGAGCCACAGGGGCCGCCGCGUCGGCGCCUGCACCGACUGCCGGAGCAACUGGGCCGCCUACAGGGCCGGCGAGAUGGACAUUGAGGACAUUUCGGCCCUCAACGAGGAGCUGGCCCCGACGGGAGGAACCUGUGGCGUCAUGGGCACCGCCAGCACCAUGGCCUGCGUGACCGCCGCCCUCGGCCUGAUGCCCCUACUCGGCGCCACAGCCCCGGCCGUGUCCUCGGCGCGCCUGCGCAUCGCCGAGGAGACGGGUCGGAUCGCGGCGGCCCUCGCGGCGGGCGGCGGGCCGCGGCCGCAGGAGCUGCUGACGGCCGGCUCGUUCCACAACGCCCUCGUGGUGCUGCAGGCCACGGGCGGCUCCACAAACGCCGUCGUGCACCUGCUCGCCAUCGCGGGCCGCCACCCUGGUCUCGCCCCGGGCGCCGUGACGCUGCAGACAGUCGACGACAUCGGCCGCGCCGUCCCGCUGCUCGUUGACCUCAAGCCCAGCGGCGACAACUACCUGUCGGACAUGCACGCCGCCGGCGGCAUGCCCGCCCUGUUGCGCCAGCUCCGCCCGCUGCUGCGCCUCGGCGCCGCCACCGUCGACGGCCGCACCCUGGGCGAGGUGCUGGACGCCACCGCUCCCUCCGCCAACGGGCAGCCGUACCCGGUGUCGACGACGUCCUCGUCCUCCUCCCCCGGCGCCGCCGUCAUCAUCCGCCCCCUCUCGGACCCGCUGCAACCCGCCGGCCUGGCCCCGCUGGCCGUGCUGCGCGGCAACCUGGCUCCGGGCGGGGCCGUCAUCAAGGCGUCGGCCGUCAAGGACCGGCGGCUGCUGCGGCACCGCGGCCCGGCCGUCGUCUUCUCGGGCGCCGCCGACCUGGCCGCGCGACUCGACGACGAGUCCGCCGCCGCCGAAAUCGGCCCCGACAGCGUCCUGGUGCUGCGGGGGAUCGGCCCCGUCGGGAACCCGGGCAUGCCCGAGGCCGGGCUGGUGCCCAUCCCGCGCAGGCUGGCGGCGCGCGGCGUGGCCGACAUGCUGCGCAUCAGCGACGGCCGCAUGAGCGGCACCGCCGGCGGCGCCGUCGUCCUGCACGUCUCGCCCGAGGCCGCCCUGCCCGAGAGCGUGCUCGGCGUCGUGCGCGACGGCGACGUCAUAUGCUGCGACGUGGAGCGCCGCGUCCUCCACCUCGAGGUCCCCGAGGCCGAGAUCCAGGAGCGCCUGCGCCUCAGGGCCGAAACGCUCAACCGCGCGCCCGAGGGCCAGGGGGCCACCAAGACGCCCGUCAGGGGUUACAGGGGACUCUAUCUGAGGAGCGUGAACCAGGCCCAGUUUGGAGCCGACUUUGAUUUCCUGACUGCUGCCGGGUGCUAAAAAGCCAGAGUGGCGCGGGAGAUAAUGAGGGUGACAUCACCACAUUGUUUUGAGUAUCGGGUAUCUAUCUGAUUCUGUAAUGUAAUCAUGAAUCACCUCGAGUGACGGACAAACCAGCCAGUGUGUCUAGGGGGAAAGCUGAAGCUUGCUUCACCCCUGCAGAUGCCUCCCAAGUGCACGGAAUUCCUCAGCCCUGUCCAGCACUGCUUGGUAGAAUCCAUCUCAGCUCCAGACCAGUUCAGUGAGCUAACCAAGGA